CAACGGACAGAUGCUCCUCACAACGCACAGCAGAGACUUCUCCAUAGAGACCAGUCAGGCAGGAGAUACUGGAGGCUAAAGCGGCUGGACAGUGGAUGAACUGACUAGACUGGACAAUGGUCAGAGCACACGCAGGAAAUCAGAAUAGUGAUCCUCAAAAUUUAAGGAGAGUUACAGCAGCCUUGGAGUAGCACUAGGCAGUAAGAGCUGGAGUCGAAGCAGUCUGUUCUCUACGAGUCUACAGUAAGCCCAGUUACACAAAUAAGGGGACAUCACCUGUUGCAGUGUGGGUCUAGGGUAACUUGGAUGUGUGUUAUACGCUGUGGAACACUGAGACAUAGAGAUGACUGGAGACCUCCUGUCUGGGCUUCUGCUCUGUUGCAUAGUGGUGCUGUGUGAAUGUGAGCCAACACAACCGGGGCCAGACAAAGGAGAGAUGGACUCAGGUGAGGGCAGUCUGGUCCAUCAAACAUCAGACUGGGUGUUCCAGCUGGUCAACGUAUCCCUGGACCUCUCCCAGGCAGAGAGCUUCUGCAGCGGCCAGUUCAGCUCCCUCACCACCCUGGGCCAGCCUGAAGAUGAGGAGGGAACCCUGGCGCUCCAGAGGCGGGCAGGCCUGCAUGGACCCAUGUGGGUCAGGGACCCCAACAGACCAAUGAGCAGGCCUCUGGCACUAGCCAAACAGUACAUGCUCUUCCAAGCCCUGAACUUUCCCAGGGAUUCUCAGGAGGGCUACGGUCGUGUCAACAUGAUGUUCCCGGCCCUGCCAGCGGUGAGCGUGUGUGUCCGAGUGCAGUGGGACCCCCAGUGGGACCAGGUGUCCACCAUGUACUCCUACGCCGCACCUGUCUUCACCAAUGAGUUCCAGCUGCGCGGGCAGGUGGACAGAACAGGACGCAUACUGCUGGCGCUCAUUGUCCACGGGCAGCACUUCCCCUACAAGGCCUCCUUCCUCAACGAUGGGGCCUGGCACCACCUCUGUGUUACUUGGCGCAAGGCUGACGGCCACUGGGCCAUCUAUGUGGACGGGGAGAGAGGGGCCAUGGGCUCCAGGACUAACACCCCCAGGGACAUACAUGGAAAGGGCAUACUUAUCCUGGGGCAGGACCAGGACUCAUUUGGAGGGAACUUCACUGAACCCUUCGUAGGGAAUAUCACAGAUCUGAAUGUCUGGGACACAUCCUUGGAGCAGAGGCAGUUCCGUGCCCUGGACGGCUGCUCACCUUUGACUCAGAAAGCUAUCUUUGCCUGGAGUAUUGAAAAUAUGACCCGUCACCCAGUAGUAAAAGAGGUGUCAGCCAAUCUGUUCUGCCCAGGGGUCCACAGGCAGAGGGAGAUGCAGGGCUGCAGGGCUCUAGAGGGCUGGUCUAGCCAACAGCUCCCCUUGUACAGCUCUGCAGACUGCUCCACCACACUCCCCUUCAUCUGCAGGACCAGCAGGGAGCGCUAUGUUAAGAUGAAGGGGUUGAGUGAGUUACAGAGCUCCCAUCCCAGUCCCUUCAUGAACCUCCUCAUGCAGCUCUCCAAUGGAACACAGGGUGUGGAGGGUGUGAUUGGGGAGCAGUCAGGGGGUCAGAUGAGCUGGGGUCAGGUGUCCAGUCUGCUCAACAUGUCCAGGCAGGCCCUGGAAGACACCAAAGAGGGGCUGCAGCCUAGAGACAUGCUGUCCCUGGUCCAACUGCUAGUGCGGUCUGCAGACGUGCCCACAGACAUGGCCACGGAGGGGAACCACAGCCGGGCCACCAACAGCGCUGGGGAGCUCAGCCACACCUUCAUCACUGUGGCUGACAGCAUCAUCAGCCAGGACAACGUCCCCAAGUGGCAGGCCAUCAAACAGGUAGUGAGUGGACCGAUGACUGUGGUCAGGAGUAUUGACCGCAUGGUGACCAGUCUGAGCACUCGGCUGAUGGCAGAAACCGACCAUCUGCUCAUUCACAGCUCCAGCAUCAAGCUGGAGGUCCAGCAGCAGAGUCUGGGAGAGGUAUCCAGUGGGUCUAAGUUCUGUGGGCCAGUGGUGGACAGCAACACCAACAUAGACUGCAUCUCAGUCCCCACACAGAACAUGCAGGAUCUCCAUGACAACGGCUUCCAGAUGGUGACUGUGGUGAACACGUGGUACAGUUCCCUGCGGCCUCUCUUCAACUCAGAGGAGAACAUCACCAUGUUUCCCAUCGUCACCGAUGGCAUCCAGAGGUACCUGGGCACCAUCCUGGGCUCUUCUGUCAUCUCUACUACAGUCCUGGGUGACGGACAGCCUGUCAGCAUGGCUGUACGCUUCCAGCUCCAACACAGAGCUCAGAAUCCUGUAGGGACCGUGUAUGACCCAGUCUGUGCAUUCUGGGACUUUGAUCUGAUGCCAGAGGCAGGGGGGUGGUGGUCUACUAGAGGAUGUGAGGUCAUCUCUAAACAAUACGACUCCACUGUCUGCUUCUGCAACCACACCACCAACUUUGCCCUGCUGAUGCAAGUCUAUGAAGUCCAGAGGAGUCCAGAGAAUGAAAAAGCCCUCCAGGUGAUGACGUUCAUUGGCUGUGGAGUGUCCCUGUGUGGCCUACUCUUCACCUUCAUCCUCUUCAUUGCUUUAGGAGUUCCUAAGUCUGACCGCACCACUGUCCAUAAGAACCUGAUCGUGGCUCUGGGAAUAGCUGAGCUGCUGCUAAUGUGCAGUGACUGGGCCUCUGCUAACGAGGGGGCAUGUCUGGUGGUGACGGCCCUGCUGCACUUUUUCUUCAUGGCCUCCUUCUCCUGGAUGCUGGUGGAGGGACUGCUGCUGUGGAGUAAGGUGGUGUCUGUCAACAUCAGCGAGGACCGGAGGAUGAAGAUGUACUAUUCCAUCGGCUGGGGUCUACCUGUUGUGAUUGUUGGUGUAACCUUGACGAUAUCCUUGGACAAGUACAAAGCAGACAAUCACUGCUGGCUCAAUGUGGAGACUGAUAUGAUUUGGGCUUUUGUGGGACCUGUUCUAUUUAUCUUGGUUGUCAAUGCAGUGGUGCUUUGCCGGGUAGUCAUAGUGACAGUGUCCAGCGCUCGUCGUCGCGCAAAGAUGCUCACUCCCAGUUCGGCAUCUAAACUCCAUACCUUCGACCUGACCUGGGCUGUGACGCGACCAGUCCUUAUUCUACUGCCAGUGCUGGGCCUUACCUGGCUGUGUGGAGUCCUGGUGCACCUAUCCAUGAUGGUGGCCUAUGUCUUCAUCGCUCUCAAUGCUUUCCAGGGCCUGUACAUAUUCCUGGUGUAUGCGGUUUACAAUAGUGAGGUGAGGAAUGCCAUAAAGAGGAUCAAAGAGAAGAGGAAAGCCUUGUCUUUCACGAACUGUUCCCAGCCAAUCAGCUUUCUGCCGUCCCAGAGGGGUCCAGCCCAGACGUGGACCCACAGUCUGCCACCUCCCUCCAGCCCAGAGACCAGCGACAUCUCAGGCCCCGGCAGCACCACCUCCACCUCACUGGUCAUCAAGAGCGAGAGUUUUGGAAAAGAAAGUAGUUUCUCCUUGAAACCUGCAUCAGGAAACCAGGUGGUUCAACUGACUGCUUUCAAGCCCUCAGGCUGCUGAUGGAAUGUUUGGAAUUGGACACAAAGGCACAUUUAUCAUAUAACCUGGUGGGAAGAAAGCGGAAUUGCACAGUGAAUACCACAAACAGAUACACACAAUAGAUGCAUCCUCUCUCAUACAAAUAUUGUAGAUGAUGUAAAUAGACACACACUCAAAAACUGCACAUAUAGAAUACACACACACACAUAUAUAUAUACACCCCACAUACAGAUUGAAAGACUCAAAGAUGUGCACACACACACACACACACACACACAGAGCGUGUGAAGCAGGAAGCGUUUUUUUAGGGCGACAGCUCCUCCUCCACCACAGUGUCCCAUUCCCAGGGUCAGGAACCAUCUGCUGUUUAGGAAAUCGCUGUUCCAGAGAGGCAACACAACAUUUGUCGUGUGCGUACAGACCUCAGUUUCAUUCUCUUUUGCUGAGUGGCUUAUCACACCUUCAGUCUUUUUUUUACAGUCAUCUUUUUGUGUAUGUGUCAUUUUGGUUUUUACAGACAUAACUAGACAGUAGACGUUACUGUUUUUACAGACAUAACUAGACAGUAGACGUUACUGUUUUUACAGACAUAACUAGACAGUAGACGUUACUGUUUUUACAGACAUAACUAGACAGUAGACGUUACUGUUUUUACAGACAUAACUAAACAGUAGACGUUACUGUUUUUACAGACAUAACUAGACAGUAGACGUUACUGUUUUUACAGACAUAACUAGACAGUAGACGUUACUGUUUUUACAGACAUAACUAGACAGUAGACGUUACUGUUUUUACAGACAUAACUAGACAGUAGAUGUUACUGUUUUUACAGACAUAACUAAACAGUAGACGUUACUGUUUUUACAGACAUAACUAAACAGUAGAUGUUACUGUUUUUACAGACAUAACUAGACAGUAGACGUUACUGUUUUUACAGACAUAACUAGACAGUAGACGUUACUGUUUUUACAGACAUAACUAAACAGUAGACGUUACAAGUUUUACAGACAUAACUAGACAGUAGACGUUACUGUUUUUACAGACGUAACUAAACAGUAGACGUUACUGUUUUUACAGACAUAACUAGACAGUAGACGUUACUGUUUUUACAGACGUAACUAGACAGUAGACGUUACUGUUUUUACAGACGUAACUAGACAGUAGACGUUACUGUUUUUACAGACAUAACUAGACAGUAGACGUUACUGUUUUUACCGACAUAACUAGACAGUAGACAUGACUGUUUUUACAGACAUAACUAGACAGUAGACGUUACUGUUUUUACGGACAUAACUAGACAGUAGACAUGACUGUUUUUACCGACAUAACUAGACAGUAGACGUUACUGUUUUUACCGACAUAACUAGACAGUAGACAUGACUGUUUUUACAGACAUAACUAGACAGUAGACAUGACUGUUUUUACAGACAUAACUAGACAGUAGACAUGACUGUUUUUACAGACAUAACUAGACAGUAGACAUGACUGUUUUUACAGACAUAACUAGACAGUAGACAUGACUGUUUUUACAGACAUAACUAGACAGUAGACAUGACUGUUUUUACAGACAUAACUAGACAGUACACGUUACUGUUUUACAGACAUAACUAGACAGUAGACAUGACUGUUUUUAGAGACAUAACUAGACAGUAAACAUGACUGUUUUUACAGACAUAACUAAACAGUAGACAUCACUGGAAACACUGGAAACUUUGAAUCAAGGAUUAAAGGCCUAUACUACUGUAAGAUAUUAUAUGACCAGACAACAAGAUUGUGUUGUCAGUGUGAGAACGUGGAUAGUAGGAUGACAGAUCCUCUCAUAGAUCAACAGCAUUAUAUAGUAGAGAUAUGCUGCUAACUCACUGUGCACUGUCUGGGCAGCUCAUAAAGAGACUUUAAGAAGCCUAUCACCUGUUGUACAGUACUGUAUCACCAACCAACCACUAUGUGUAUUGGAGGCUGUGCUAGCUACAGCUUGGCUAUCUCCCCAAGCCUUUCCUCCCUCCCCUGCCCUGGCCUAUCCUGACUUACAACAAGCAACAGAAAUCCUGGCCUCUCCCUAUCUCCACUGCAGGAAGGUGCACUCUGAACUGAGACACAUUAUUCAGUACAGCUCAAAUGAUCGCAUGAAACUCUUUAUUGUCCCAAUAGAAGAAUAGGCUGGGCAAAUAUAAUGUACAUUGUCGUUUGAUAUAAUUGUAUUUCUAUACAUAUAUUAUUAUGAGAUGGGGGAAGGUUAUUGUUAGGACAAACACACAACCACACACUUCCACACCUCAUCCCCAGGGGGCAGCAACAACCUGGUUCAAUUGCUUAGCCAGGAAGUCUUGUGGAGCCUUAUGAAGUGUUGAUUGGGCACAGGUGCAAGGAAAUGAGAUUGAGACAGCUAUUAGAGCCGUUAGGCUGAUGUUUUUUCUUGGUAACCAUGUGAGCCCUUGGUUUUGUUUAAAAUCUUUUGCUUGGGAAUGUUUUUAGUUUUUUGCAUAUAUUUAUUUUUGUCACCUCUGAACAAUCAAAAAUCUGCUUGGACUGGCUAACCAAGAGGUCAUGGAGGAGCUGGCCCUAGACCAAAGGUAAGGUUGCUGUCUUCUGGGUACAUGUACAUACAACACAGUCCUUAUACUCUGAUUUCUCACAUAGGUGCACAUCUUAAAUCAGGUUAUAGACCAUGUAACUAGGACUAAGACCCCUAGACUUAGAGUGCAACAGUAUUAGCAGGCUAGUCAAUCGAUUUUGUAACAAUACAUUGUAAGAUUUGUAUGAAAAUGAUAGCUUUUCCAAAGCCCUUAUGCUUCGUUCCUUAAAUGAGUUGUUUAAUUACUGUUAAUGGCCUCCAAUAUUUGCGCUCUUUGUAGCCAUUGGCUGAAAUGUACAUUUACAUAUGCAUUUGUGAAGUAGCACUGACUUGUCAGCCCAAAACCAUAGACUUUCACAUUAAUAUGAAUUGCUUUGUCAUGACUCAUAAAUUGCUACCACUAUCCUGGAUAGCCUCCAGAGUAUUUGAAAAGAAUGUAUUAUGUAUAUAUGACCCCCAUGGUCAUUGAACAACAGCGGGAUGGUUCAAAAGAAAUGGACAGAACAUACGUAGCGCUUUACUUA
Messenger RNA from Oncorhynchus kisutch (coho salmon), 6628 nucleotides. RefSeq names its product adhesion G protein-coupled receptor D2 (gene adgrd2). The transcript is spliced from 26 exons. The record is from RefSeq and is a predicted model, not a curated record. Gene Ontology annotation, molecular function: G protein-coupled receptor activity. NCBI's taxonomy places the organism in Eukaryota, Metazoa, Chordata, Actinopteri, Salmoniformes, Salmonidae. Gene Ontology annotation, biological process: cell surface receptor signaling pathway; adenylate cyclase-activating G protein-coupled receptor signaling pathway. The coding region runs from base 344 to 3550 and encodes 1068 amino acids. Gene Ontology annotation, cellular component: plasma membrane.